UGUGUAUCGACGCGUCGCCAGGUACCCCAAGCUGGCUUUUUUUCAGGUUGACGUUACGCUUUUGAAUACGUUACGUGUCAAAAUACCCCAUCUCCUCUAUAAGAGCAUUCCAGUUUUUACAUCAGAGUGCUCCACAAGAGUCGCCGCCACAAGAACGCAGUCUUAAGCAUACCAAAAUGGCUCCUAAAGUGGCUUCGAAAAAGGUCACCGUCAAGAAAGUCUCGGUUUCGGCAGACGGUGCCAAAGUCGAUAAAAACAUUCUUUCCAGUUCGAUCGAUCCAUCAAUGGAAAAAUGGUACAGCGUUGCCAACCUUGCGAUGACUGCUAUUGCUUUCUUUGCAAGAUUUUACUACAUUUGGUAUCCUAAUGAAGUCGUUUUUGAUGAAGUUCACUUUGGUAAGUUUGCCUCAUACUAUCUUGAAAGAACGUACUUUUUUGAUCUACAUCCUCCAUUUGCCAAGUUACUCAUCGCCUUCGUAGGCUGGCUUGUUGGCUUCGAUGGAAAAUUCAAAUUCACUGACAUAGGUGAUAGUUACAUUGACAACUCUGUCCCAUAUAUCCCACUAAGAGCUCUUUCUGCCGUGUUAGGAACUCUAACAGUUCCUCUAAUGUUUCUGACUUUGAAAGAGUGUAACUACUCUAUUUGGGCCUGUAUUGUGGGAUCUGCCAUUGUUGCACUUGACAAUGCUCAUGUUGCAGAAACAAGAUUAAUUCUACUUGACUCAACAUUAAUCAUCUCUAUUGCAGCCUCCAUGUACUGUUACAUAAAGUUCACUAAGCUAAGAAAGGCACCAUUCUCUGUUGACUGGUACAAAUGGCUCUUCCUGACCGGUGUUUCACUUUCUUGCGUCAUCUCAACAAAAUACGUCGGUGUCUUGACAUUUUUCUCGAUUGGCGUUGCAGUGGCGGUCGAUUUGUGGCAGCUUUUAGACCACAGAACUGGUUUGAGCAUAAGACAAUUUUUCAGACACUUUAUUGCUCGUUUCAUCCUAUUAAUUGUUGUUCCGUUUUUCAUCUAUCUUGGUUGGUUCUACAUCCAUUUUGCAAUCUUGACCAAAUCAGGUCCAGGUGAUCCAUUCAUGAGCUCUGAAUUCCAAGAAACCCUUGGCGAUUCGCUCCUUGCUAGAGAAGCAAAAGAGGUGAAUUAUCAUGAUAUAAUUACGAUUAAGCACAAGAAUACCGACUGUUUCUUACAUUCUCAUUCUUACAGAUACCCAUUACGUUACGAAGACGGUAGAAUUUCUUCUCAAGGACAACAAGUCACUUGUAUAAAUGCUGACAUUGUGAAUUUGGGUGACCAGUGGGAGAUUUUACCAGCAACUCCAUUCAAAGGUGACAAGCUUGGUCAUCCAGUCUUACAAGGUGACACUUUCAGACUAAAACAUAUCGAAACUGAAGGUUAUUUGCUAACUCAUGAUGUCGCAUCACCACUUUAUCCAACGAACGAGGAAUUUACCGUUGUUCCGAUCGAAGAAGGUGACGGCCCAAGCUUUAAUGAUACUUUGUUCAAAUUCGAUCCGGUAGAUAAAAAAUCCGAUACGCAUUUGAAAACUAAGAGUUCUAUUGUCAAAUUCUUACAUGUGCCAACCGUUGUUGCCAUGUGGACUCAUAACGAUGUGUUGCUACCUGAAUGGGCAUUCAAUCAACAGGAAGUUAACGGUAAUAAGAACAUUCAGGAAAAUGAAAACAACUGGUUCAUUGAUCAAAUCAUUGGUUUAACAGGACCAAGGGCUGAGUUCGUUCCAAAGCCAAUCAAAAAGUUACCUUUCUUGAGAAAAUGGUGGGAAUUACAAUUCUUGAUGUUUGAGCAUAACAACAACUUAUCUUCUGAACACCCAUUCGCAUCACAGCCUGGUGAAUGGCCACUUUGCAUGUCUGGUGUUUCAUUCUGGACUAACAAUGACUUGAGACGACAAAUUUUCUUCAUUGGUAACAUUCCGGGCUGGUGGUUUGAAUGUGUCAUGAUGGUUGCAUUCGUUGCCAUCGUUGCAUUUGACCAGCUAACAGUCCAUAGAGAUGUUCACAUUUUAACCGAAAAAUCCAGAGCUAGACUGUAUAAGAAUAUUGGUUUCUUUUUUGUUGCUUGGAUACUACAUUAUUUCCCAUUCUUCUUGAUGUCAAGACAAAAAUUCUUGCAUCAUUACUUACCAGCACAUCUACUGGCUGCUUUAUUUGCAGCCGCGUUGUUAGAGUUCUUAUUCACUAACAACAGAACAAAGGAAUGGGCCACUCCUUCCGAAAACCCAAACUCUUUGAAUACGUUACCUUUCGUUUCAUUUGUGGCUCUUUUAUUGGCGGUUCUUGUAUCAGGAUUUAUCUUUUUUGCACCAUUGACAUACGGUAACGUUUCCUUGACUGUUCCAGAGGUCUUGAGCAGACAAUGGAUGAGCAUAAAAUUACACUUCAGUAAAUAAAACUAACUUUUCAAAUCUUCCGUUCAGGGAAUAACAUAUUGUUCUUAUAAUU
Molecule: messenger RNA, 2466 nt
Organism: Pichia membranifaciens NRRL Y-2026
Lineage: Eukaryota; Fungi; Ascomycota; Pichiomycetes; Pichiales; Pichiaceae
Exons: 1
Coding region: 177-2414 (745 amino acids)
Biological process (GO): protein O-linked glycosylation via mannose
Cellular component (GO): endoplasmic reticulum; membrane
Molecular function (GO): dolichyl-phosphate-mannose-protein mannosyltransferase activity
Source: RefSeq, a predicted model, not a curated record